This is a messenger RNA of Babesia ovata, 5373 nucleotides long. RefSeq lists its product as uncharacterized. The record is from RefSeq and is a predicted model, not a curated record. The transcript has 2 exons. The coding region runs from base 1 to 5373 and encodes 1790 amino acids. NCBI's taxonomy places the organism in Eukaryota, Apicomplexa, Aconoidasida, Piroplasmida, Babesiidae.
AUGCAUAAUGGUAAAUAUGGUUUCAUUCAUUGCAUCGAUGCUGUGAUACGUAUACUUCGUGACUAUGAUGUGGAGUUACAUAGGCGGACAGACGCAAUUAAAACACCACUUAGCGCACUUAGUAUUAAAAUAGAGUCACAUAAAAUUAAGGUCGAUGAGGAGAAGUCUCAUGAGAUUUCCGACCAAAUUACUUCCUGGACCCAGCGCGCUAGUCAGUACAUCGACACAGCAAGGCAGGCCGAGAGUGCUCUACAGAAGAUUGAUCCUGUACUAUCAAGUAAGUUAAAAUGUAAUGUUUCAUCGGUGUUGCAGGGUGUGAAAAAGUUCAAGGAAGAGGCGGGGAAUGAGGACCUGAGAAGAAUUUAUGACCUGACUGGAACGAAUAUGUUUGAACUGCUUAGAUAUGCGGAUGAGAGAUUCAAUGCAAGCAUUGAUCAUCUAAGGAAGUAUCUGGAAAAGAAGAUCACAACACUGUGUAAUAAGCUUGAAAGUUUGCGUGAUGAGCAAUUCUAUAAUUUGAAAACGUUUGUCGAUAAUGAUCUUCAAAGAGCCUUCAAAGCAGUGGAUAUCGGGAUUAGUGAAAUUCAAAAAAGGUAUAAGGGGGAUAUCGUUGAAGGGAUAUGUGGACUAGAAAUAGCUGCUACGCAAUUUAAGAAUAAAUUUACUGCGACUCAAAGAGUGCUCAAUGUGGUAGUUGAGAAUGUGUCUAAUGACAUGAAAAAACUUCAGACACUUACAACUCUUGAGAGCAUUGAUUCCAAACUUGGUGACCAGGUGAAUUUACUGAAAGCCAUCAAGGAAGGGAAUGCAUUCGAUUCUCUCAAAUCAUAUUUCUCCCAUCUCGACGCUAAAGUUAUGAACCCUGUGAAGGAGGCGAUGAGGAAGAUAGGUGAGGGGAUUAGCAGGAUCAAUAAGGUCGACAGACAAUCGUUGGAGAGCGCUUUUUCGGCUUUUAAAUCCGACCUUAAAACUCAACUUGAAAACGUAAACAACGCAAUCAACACCCCUGGCUCAGAUCUUGACAUCACAGAGUUUCAGAUUGGCGGCGAAAAGCCUCUUUCAGAUGUGAGUAAACUUAGUGUCACUCUACUAUCUUACACCUCAAAGCUGUCAUCGUCAAUCCAGAAAUUUAAUGGACAUACUUUAAAUAUAUCAAAGACCGAAGUAUCAGAUAUCCUCACCUCCCUUGGCAAAAUUUCCCAAACCGUCGCCGAACACUCAAAGGAGGUUUUAGAAAAAACAAUGGCAGCAAUUAAGACACAACUGGAGAAGGAGAUUAAGGCUGUGGCAGGUAUAAUAAAUGAAAAGUUGACAAAGAUUAGUACGGCUCUAAAGCAUGACAAGGAAGUCGACGCCGACUACGGUGUCGGUGUAGGCCAAUCAGCUAAAGGGCUUGCGAACUUGUUUAAAAUUUUCGGAGAAAAAAUUGAUACAGUGCUCGAACAGUUGAAGAAGACUGUUGGCCACGACGGUGAAAAGGCAAGCGAUUGUAGUAUUUUCGCAGAUUUGUUUCAGCUUAAGAACAACAUCACAGAGCUGGGUCAGAAUGUUAAUGGAGUGCAGAAGAGAGUCGGAUUAGUUGGUGAAGAACUAGAGAGGUGCGUUAAAGAAUCAAUUGAUAUGCUGGUAAAAGCGCCUAGAUGGGCCGCAACCAUCGUCGAUUCAUUGCGAAAGGAAGUGAAUGCAAAAAUAGAGCAGAUGUUCAGACAUGUUCAAGAUGAAGCUAAGAAACUCUACACCAACCGCAAAAAAAUUGAGCUCUCGGCCCUACACGAAAUUGUCACCGACCAACUUAAACAAAUUACAGAGAUCAUUAAGAACGAUCUGAACACCGGCCUCAAGGGCUUCUUGAACGUCCUAAGAGACAAGCAUAAUGGAGGUCAAAAACUCCACGACCUAAAGGACAAACAAAAUGUCGAAUCUCUCUCUCCCAAAUUAAAAGAUUAUGUAUAUGACAUUUUCCAGUAUGUAUUUAUCGACCUCCCCAAACAUCUCCCUUACUCUCAAUACUCCCCCCAACUCUCCGCCAUCCACUCCGCUGUGGCCACCCUCCUCUCCCACCUGUCCGCCGCAAAACACUUCACCCACCGCGUCCCCGGAAUGCUGCAAAAUCUCAAGACAUCCGUCCAAGCACUCCACUCCACAGCAUUCGCCAACCCCGCGUAUCCCGUGCUCGACGCUUUCCCCAAGAGCCUGGAGCGCUUCGUCGAGCAGCUGGAGAAGGGGUAUGUGAACAGGUAUGAUGGUCGAACGUGGAACGAUACUAUUGAAGAUAAGCAUUGUGCAAAAAUCUUUUGCACUUUAACACCAAUGCUAUUGGAAGGUUUAGUGGGUCUGAAAGGGAAAUGCACGGAUGGAGGGAGUUGGGGUAAAAAACAAAUUAAUCUUUCUAUCGAAGAUAGAUACAAGACAGUUAACCCACUUGGUGCGUUUUUGCACGGUUGCGGGUUUCUUGUUUCCAAGUUGCCUGAUUCCCAUGAAGGGGAGCUUAGGAAUAAAGAAAACUGUACAGGCAACACCAUUGGUGGAUUGAUUGCGGCACUAACACUGUCUCCCACCGGUAACUAUAAUUUGCUAGACAUUGUACACGGAGUUUCCACUCACGUAGAUAAAUACAAUGAAGUUUGCCACUUAGAAACAUUUACGUCUACUAAGAUACCGUGCAGUAUACAUGACAUACUUAUAUGGUUCUCAGGUCUGCCGUAUAACGCUGUGUAUUCCACUCUAUUGCGUGACGGUUUUACUAGCCUCCUGCAGAAGCCUAAGCCAAAAACCAUACAGGGCAGCGACGAAUUUGAAGUGGAACUAGAUGAUCUGAAUUCCUACUACAUAGAUGCAUACCCAAAUAAGUUCACAUAUAAAAACAUUGACACCGUGCUUAAUCACAUAUGUUCUAAAUCCCACGACGUAUUGACCACAAUAGCCGGCACCGGCGACGCAAAUACCGUGUAUGCGUCCGAUUAUUGCAACAACUCUUUUAAAUUCAAAUAUCCCACGAGCGGCGAAGAUUGUUUACAUACCCUCCUUGACAUGCUUCGUCGACUCUUACCAACUCUCAGAUAUUUAUACAACCAAUGUAGGGUGAAAGCUGAACAUUACGGUUGGUGUGAUUGUAAGUAUGGUAAGGGUAUCCCUAUGGCCAAAUCUCAGUGUACCGAGCAUCCUAGUGAUGAAUCAACGUGCCGACCAAAUGGUCAACCAAGCAGCCAACCUGAGUGCCAACCAAACACUAAAGUAGACUGUCAACCUACGUCCCCACUGCAGUCCUACCUAUCCGACUGCCUUGUCGGUUGUCUUCCCCAUCAACUAACUUCCGUUGGCUGCAAGUCUGUAUGUUUAACCUGUCCUCGUAGUAAACCCGGAAUGCCCUGCUUGACACCUCUUGGUUUUAGAGGUUUCUCUGGCAGUACGAGGACGGGGAGAGAUCUUCGUGAUAUGAUUUCUGAGUUCUUCAACGUCGAUGAUCUCACAUGCCUGUUUUCACUUGUACCCAAACCUCCGGCUACCCUGCCUGAGCACUUUGCCUUUACAUUGUCUUUUGUUGACGGUUGGGAUACCAAUGGCCGUCAUCAUGUUUUGGAUAAAACCCGAGCAUCAAUUACCAAUCGGUCCAUUGAGUUAUAUAAGGACCCCAACAGUCUCACUAAUGCGCUUCGUAAAGCCUAUGGUAAUACACCGGGCGAACAUAGUAAGACGCAUUCAAAUGGUAAUAAAGUAGAUUUAUCGACCCUGUCAUUGACCACGUCUUGUAACGGGACAAACCACUGCGUCCCCUACCUAUCAACGAGAGUGCGACAAUUUCCUGAAAGCAAUAAGGAUGCCAUUCAUGUCAUUACUGCUCGCCCUCUGGUCGCUAUCGCUCCUCUACCUGCUGCACAUCACCGUCGUCCGCCUCGACGUCCUGAGGAUUCGCUCCCACCUGAGAUCGCCCUCGUCGCACCGCAUCGCCGCGCAGUCCCUCCUCGCCGUUGCAAAGGUUGGGAAAAUAGCCAACGUCAAGUACUUCUCACCAUAAUCGUGCCUUCACUACUCACCCACUCACCUAACCACCCACCCAACCACUCACCUAAUCACUCAACCACCCACCCACUCACCCACCAACUCACUCAACCACCCACCCACUCAACCACCAACUCACUCAACCACCCACCCACUCAACCACCCACUCAACCACCCACCCACUCAACCACCCACUCAACCACCCACUCACCCACUCAACCACUCACUCACUCAACCACCCACCUAACCACUCAACCACUCAACCACCUAACCACUCACUCACUCACCCAUUCACUCACCCACUCAACCACUCAACCACUCACCAACUCACUCACUCACCCACUCAACCACUCACCAACUCACUCACUCACCCACUCAACCACCUACUACUCACUCACUCAACCACACACUCACCCACCCACUCACCCACUCAACCACCCACUCAACCACUCAACCACUCACCCACUCACUCAACUACUCACUCAACUACUCACUCACCCAAUCACUCACCCACUCAACCACUCAACCACUCACCAACUCACUCACUCACCCACUCAACCACUCACCAACUCACUCACUCACCCACUCAACCACCUACUACUCACUCACUCAACCACACACUCACCCACCCACUCACCCACUCAACCACCCACUCAACCACUCAACCACUCACCCACUCACUCACAUACUCACCCACUCAACCACCCACCCACUCAACCACCCACUCAACCACUCACUCAACCACUCAACCACCCACCCACUCACCCACUCACUCAACCACUCAACCACUCACUCAACCACUCAACCACCCACCUAUUCACCCACUCACUCAACCACUCAACCACUCACUCAACCACCCACUCAACCACUCAACCACUCACUCAACCACCCACUCAACCACUCAACCACUCACCUACUCACCACAUACUCACCCACUCAACCACUCACCUACUCACCACAUACUCACCCACUCAACCACUCACCCACUCACCCACUCGCCUACUCAACCACUCAUCCACCCACCUACUCAACCACUCACCCACUCACUCAACCACUCAACCACCUACUCACCCACCCACUCAACCACUCAACCACUCACCCACCCACUCACCUACUCACCACAUACUCACCCACUCAACCACUCACCCACUCACCCACUCGCCUACUCAACCACUCAUCCACCCACCUACUCAACCACUCACCCACUCACUCAACCACUCAACCACCUACUCACCCACCCACUCAACCACUCAACCACUCACCCACCCACUCACCCACUCCCUCACUCAACCACUCACUCACCUACUCACCCACCCACUCACCCACCCACCCACUCAACCACUCAACCACUCACCCACCCACUCACUCACAUAA